CACAACUCAACCAACACCCAGCCAUUUGGGCUUUACUCACCUUGGGCCAUACAAAAGGCAACCUCCACACAAUAAAUAUCACUUCGUUCUUCUUAAUCAACACAAAUCUUCACAUUCGGUCCCAUCAGGCCAACAUGGAUCAGCCCAAACAAAGAACGAUUGCGCAUCUCAAUGCUAUGCCUGUUGAGAUGAUACAUCUCAUAACAGAUGAGAUCUCCUUGCUAAAGGAGCCUUACAAGGGCCUGCUCUACUUGGCACUGGCCUGCAAAAGUCUCAAAGCGAUUGUCCUUCCACGUCUGUACGACAAAGAUGCAAAAGACUCACUCAAACUCGAUCAUCAACAGCCCCUAGCUCUUCAAUGGGCGACCUGGUUUGGUGCCCUCGAAACAGCAAAAGGCUCCCUGGAAGCUCUAGAGCGGACCGGCACAAAUGUCGAAGAUAAGAUUAACCAGCCUUUCCAAAAUGACCGUCUCUACACCUUAAGAUACAAGACCGUCCAGAGGACGGGUCCUUUAGGCCCGGCCUAUGGGUAUUUGCACUGGGGAAGCCGGAGCAGCCUUUUGCACCUAGCCUGCCUGCGUGGGAACACAGCAAUCGCCACAUUACUAUUGGACAAUGGUUUCAAACCAAAUACGCCAGAUGGGAAGAGACUACCUCCUUUGGCAUACGCGUUAAAUGAAGAUGUGGCCAAACUGCUCAUCAGCAGAGGAGCGGACGUCGAUGCCACACACGACACCGACGAAACAGCUUUAUGCCAUCUCGUUUCUUGGGGACCAAUGGAUGACUGCGAUUGGAGCAAAGAAACCAACAUGCCCAAGAGCAAGGGUGCUCUGAAUGCUCUGGACACUCGUCACAAUCACUUCAGCACUAUUCGUUAUCUUGUCCAACAGGCCAACGCAGACAUAUACGCAAAUACCAUAAGGAACGUCAGUCCCCUACUUUUUGCCAUAAACAAGCGAUACGUCGAAGCUGUCCAGCUUCUUCUAGAAGCGGGUGCUUCGCCAAAUCCGAUCAACAGCGAGACAGGUCAGAAGCGGUUAUUGCUAGCAGAUGCGCUCAAGCGAAACCAGAACCACGAGAUUGUUAAAAUUUUACUGGAGGCUGGAGCUGAAGCCGACUUUGAUACAAUGCCAGAAGGUGACCUUUCGCAGGCGCAGGGCGAAGCGCUUCCCAUUAUGAAUCUGAUAACGUCACUGAGCAAUCCAUUAUAUGCAAAGACAGAAGUUGACAUAGCCAAACUUGUCUGUGGGAAGAUAAGACACUUUAAUAAGGUCAUUGAUGGGCAUACACCGUUGUGGUAUUACGUUAGAAAGGGAAGAGGGGAUAUUGGUCUGGUUUUGAUAGAGCAUGGAGCAUGCCCCAAGUUGGCAAAUGUGGAAGUCCGUGAAGAUACCGUUCCGAGACUAAUCGCACUCGAAUAGUAUAGAACUUUAGUACAAUCAUCAACUAUU
Fusarium oxysporum Fo47 is the source of this 1451-nucleotide messenger RNA. Its product is annotated as ankyrin repeat-containing domain protein. The transcript is spliced from 3 exons. Bases 135 to 1421 code for a protein of 428 amino acids. Gene Ontology annotation, molecular function: protein binding. NCBI's taxonomy places the organism in Eukaryota, Fungi, Ascomycota, Sordariomycetes, Hypocreales, Nectriaceae. The record is from RefSeq and is a predicted model, not a curated record.